AUGAAUAACUUUUGCUUUAUUGAUAUUGGAGCAAAUUUAACUGACCCUGUAUUCCAGGGUAUAUACCAUGGUAAAUCAUAUCAUUUACCAGAUAUAUCAGAUAUAAUUGAAAGAGCUCGCUUAAAUGGCCUUAAAAAAAUCAUAAUUACAUGUGGUUGUUUACAAGAUUGCAUUGAUGCAUUAGAAUUAUGUAAAAUUCAUGAUCCUGAUUGUAAAUUUCUUUAUAUUACUGUUGGAGUUCAUCCAACAAGAGCACAGGAAUUAACAUGUAAAAAUACUAAUAACUGCAAGGAUUCAUUUUGUGACUGUGCUAAUAAAUAUCUUGAUAAAUUAAAACAAAUUAUAAUAUCCAAUAGGAAUAGAGUUGUAGCUCUUGGAGAAUUUGGACUAGACUCAGAUAGAACUCAAUUUUGCCCAAUAGAAAUACAAAUAAAAUAUUUUGAAUUUCAAUUAUCAUUGCUUGAAAAUUUCAAAUUACCACUUUUCCUUCAUAUUCGUGGUGAUUCCGAAUGUGUACUAAAAGUAACUUAUAUUCUUCAAAAAUAUAGACAUUUAUGGAUUGAGAAAGGUGCUGUAGCUCAUUCAUUCACUGGAACUAAACAGGAUUUAGAUUCUUUAUUAAAUAUUGGUUUAGAUAUUGGAAUAAAUGGAUGUUCACUUAAAACACAACAUAAUCUUGAAUUAUUAAAGUAUAUACCAUUAGACAGGCUCCAUAUUGAAACUGAUUCACCAUGGUGCGAAAUAAAACCAACUCAUGCUAGCUUUCCACUUGUUAAAACUCAUUUUCAUCAAGUACAAAAACCUGCAAAGUGGACUAAAUCUCAUUUGGUCAAAGGACGUAAUGAACCAGUAAAGAUUAUUCAGGUUGCUGAAGUUAUAUUUUCAAUUAUUCAGCCAUCAAUUUCAUUUGACUUAUUUGUAAUUCAAAUAUAUGAAAACACUUUAAAACGUUACUUUUCCUGA
Molecule: messenger RNA, 963 nt
Organism: Cryptosporidium muris RN66
Lineage: Eukaryota; Apicomplexa; Conoidasida; Eucoccidiorida; Cryptosporidiidae
Product: hydrolase, TatD family protein
Exons: 4
Coding region: 1-963 (320 amino acids)
Cellular component (GO): cytosol
Molecular function (GO): 3'-5'-DNA exonuclease activity
Source: RefSeq, a predicted model, not a curated record